CCCAGUAAGAAAGCCCACUCCAACAUCGCAAGUCCUACCGCCAACAAGAGACCGAAAACCCUACUCAUAAUUUACAUUGACGUCGAGCAGUCUCUCCGUCAAAAUCCCCGGAGACCACAUCUUACGGAAUUCUUCUCGGCGACGGAAGCAGAAGAAGUAGCAGGAAAUGGGCAAAGGUACAGGAAGCUUUGGGAAGCGAAGGAACAAGACCCACACCCUCUGCGUCCGAUGUGGCCGCCGGAGCUUUCACCUCCAGAAGAGUCGCUGCUCCGCUUGCGCUUACCCCGCCAGCCGCCUCAGAAAAUAUAACUGGAGCGAGAAAGCGAUCCGCAGGAAGACAACAGGGACGGGCAGGAUGAGAUAUCUACGCAAUGUGCCUCGACGCUUCAAGACCAAUUUCAGAGAAGGUACGGAAGCAGCACCAAGGUCUAAAGGAACUGCGGCUGCCUCCUCCUAAAACUCCAAGUCUUUCUCUGUUCAUUCUGCAGUUUUUAGUUUGUCUGAAUGACAGCUCUUUUAUGAACUGCCAAAGUUUUGGGAUCAAAAUCUAUGUUCGAUACUAGUGGAUGAUCAUAUGAAAUCAUGGCACUUUCUGAUGUCGAGAAACUAAAUUAGAGAACCAGUGGCUUUCAAGUGUUGGUAUCAUCGUCACUCGUUGUUCCCUAUUUUUGCUGUUCUUUUUACUUAGGCACGAUGAUGAUGAU
Messenger RNA from Linum tenue, 704 nucleotides. The record is from the annotation of a GenBank genome assembly. NCBI's taxonomy places the organism in Eukaryota, Viridiplantae, Streptophyta, Magnoliopsida, Malpighiales, Linaceae.